AUGAGCAGCCCGAAGCGCAGAAUCGAGACGGACGUCAUGAAGAUGCUCAUGAGCGACUACGAGGUGACACUGGUCAAUGAUAACAGUAUGCAAGAGUUCUAUGUCCGCUUCAAGGGCCCUUCAGAAACUCCAUUCGAGGGCGGUCUAUGGAAGAUUCACGUAGAGCUACCUGAUCAGUAUCCCUACAAGAGCCCAAGUAUAGGCUUUGUCAACAGGAUAUUUCACCCCAACAUUGAUGAGCUAUCAGGAAGCGUUUGCCUGGAUGUCAUCAACCAGACCUGGUCACCGAUGUACGACAUGGUCAACAUCUUCGAGGUCUUUCUCCCCCAACUACUUCGAUACCCCAAUCCUACAGAUCCGUUGAAUGGUGAGGCAGCUGCUCUCAUGAUGCGGGAGCCAAAAAGCUACGAUGCCAAGGUGAAAGAGUACGUCACCAAAUAUGCUACCAAAGAGAGCGUCGACGAAGCUGGAGGCGAGUCCAAUGACAGCGACGAGAUGAGCAGUGUUGGUAGCUUCGACAGCGAUGAUGACGAUGAACCGGCAGGCACCAUGGAUGAAGUAUGA
Messenger RNA from Pseudocercospora fijiensis CIRAD86, 564 nucleotides. RefSeq lists its product as uncharacterized. The transcript has 6 exons. Gene Ontology annotation, molecular function: ubiquitin conjugating enzyme activity. Gene Ontology annotation, biological process: ubiquitin-dependent protein catabolic process; protein polyubiquitination. The coding region runs from base 1 to 564 and encodes 187 amino acids. NCBI's taxonomy places the organism in Eukaryota, Fungi, Ascomycota, Dothideomycetes, Mycosphaerellales, Mycosphaerellaceae. The record is from RefSeq and is a predicted model, not a curated record. Gene Ontology annotation, cellular component: nucleus.